Messenger RNA from Schistosoma spindalis, 1339 nucleotides. NCBI's taxonomy places the organism in Eukaryota, Metazoa, Platyhelminthes, Trematoda, Strigeidida, Schistosomatidae. The record is from the annotation of a GenBank genome assembly.
GGUUUAAUCUUUCAGUCUAAAUACCGUUUAUUAUUGUUUUAUUGAAAAUACACUUUGAGGUGACAAAAACAUGCAUCAAUUUAUCUCAGAAUAAACUGAAAUCAUGCUUCGUCUUUGUUCUCAUAUUCAUCCAUCAUAUGGUCGUUUCAGAGUGUUUUCAUGUAAACACUCUAAAAAGUAUAUCCAUUCUUCUAUUCCUAUUAUAUCUCAAAAGAUAAAUUCAUUAUCUAUUAACCAAACAGAGUAUGCUAAAACGUUGACAGAUUCCUUAAUUCAAGGUGAUCGUUAUAGUUUAGCAAGAGCAAUUACACUUUUGGAAUCUUCUAAAGCUGAACGUCGUGCUGAGGGUCAAUAUAUUCUUGAUACAGUAAUAAAACAUUUAGCGCAACAAGAACUAACAACUGGAAAGUUUACAUUCAGAAUUGGUCUUUCUGGUCCACCAGGCGCUGGGAAAAGUACAUUUAUUGAAGCAUUUGGUGGUCGCCUUACAGGUAGUAAACCAUGGAAUCCUGUAAUUAAUACUUCUUAUAAAUCUUAUGGUAAGCAGCGGCUGACACCAGACGAAGAACAUUUCAAUCAAGAAAUCAGGGAACUUCAUCGUGUAGCUGUCUUAGCAAUAGAUCCUUCUUCACAUACAACUGGUGGUAGUCUCUUGGCCGAUAAAACUCGAAUGCCUGAAUUGUCCAGUAAUAUGAAUGCCUACAUACGACCAUCCCCUAGUGGUGGAAAUUUAGGUGGUGUUGCUCGUGCAACUAGUGAAUCCAUCCUACUUUGUGAAGCUGCAGGAUUUGAAACUGUCCUCGUAGAAACUGUUGGUGUUGGACAGUUAGAGUUCGCUGCUGCAGAUAUGGUUGAUAUGUUUGUCUUGAUUAUUCCUCCUGCUGGAGGUGACGAAUUACAAGGCAUAAAACGAGGGAUUGUUGAAGUUGCUGAUCUGGUUCUAGUGAAUAAAGCAGAUGGUGAACUACUGCAUCAAGCUCGUCUUAUCGCUACAGAAUAUUCGAAUGCUCUCAAAUAUAUGCGUUGUCGAAGACCUAAUUGGAUUCCGAAAGUACAACUUGUAUCCAGUCUAACAGGUGACGGACUAAUUGAAUUUUGGUCUACAGCUUUUAAAUUUCAUCAAUCACUAAUUAAAUCAGGUGAAUUACAAAGAAUACGAAAAGAACAAUUAAAAAUAUGGAUGUGGACAUUUGUUAAAGAAGAGAUUUGGCGUAGAUUUAAAAACAGUCCACUUAUUCUAGAGAAACAAAAAGAAAUCGAAACAUUAUUAUUCAACCGAGAAAUCGCUCCUGGUAUAGCCGCUGAAUUAUUACUUGAUAUUGAUCAUAGAAAGUCAUAA